GCUAUAUCGCUUUUUUAUAACGUUCAUUGCACCGCCCUGAUUCUUUCGCGAACUCUCGUUGGGAUUCUAGGGUUCGCGAUCCAGACAGUUCCUUACUGAUCAACAUGGUUCUUCAAAACGAUAUUGAUUUGCUUAAUCCUCCGGCCGAACUUGAGAAGAGAAAGCAUAAGCUCAAGCGUCUCGUACAGUCGCCCAACUCAUUCUUCAUGGACGUGAAGUGCCAGGGUUGCUUUAACAUAACCACUGUAUUCAGUCAUUCACAGACAGUCGUGGUAUGUGGGAAUUGCCAGUCGGUCUUGUGCCAGCCAACUGGAGGGCGCGCUAGGCUAACAGAAGGCUGCUCCUUCAGAAGAAAGGGUGACUAAUUCCUUGGCCCCAGAAUUGGCUUUUAGUAGGAUCAGGAUGGAUGGGUUUGAAUUUUGAUAUUGCAAUUGAGCACAAUUUUUCUUUGUCUCGGGUUUUCUACGUUUUGCAUGUUGAUUAUUCAAUUUUGCUUGAGAAGAGGAGCAUUUUGUCCCCGUUGUUGCAGUACGUUAAUUUUCAUGUUUUCAAUGAAACUAAACUUUGUUUGAAGUAAUUCACACAUCA
This is a messenger RNA of Cucurbita pepo subsp. pepo (vegetable marrow), 588 nucleotides long. RefSeq names its product small ribosomal subunit protein eS27y-like. Gene Ontology annotation, biological process: translation. The record is from RefSeq and is a predicted model, not a curated record. Gene Ontology annotation, cellular component: ribosome. Lineage: Eukaryota; Viridiplantae; Streptophyta; Magnoliopsida; Cucurbitales; Cucurbitaceae. Gene Ontology annotation, molecular function: structural constituent of ribosome.